UUCACAACAGCGCCUCCUGGUGUCUGUAGGGCGAAUGUAAUCGGGCAGCACUGUGUAACAUCAGUUUGAAGAUGGCGGAGGGUGAAUUGAACGUGGACAGUCUUAUCUCUCGGCUGCUGGAAGUGCGGGGCUGUCGCCCAGGGAAGAUAGUCCAGAUGACUGAGGCAGAGGUGCGGGGCCUCUGCAUCAAAUCCAGGGAGAUCUUCCUCAGCCAGCCCAUCCUGCUGGAGCUUGAGGCGCCUCUGAAGAUUUGUGGUGAUAUCCAUGGGCAGUACACAGAUCUACUGAGGCUGUUUGAAUAUGGGGGCUUCCCUCCAGAGGCAAACUACUUGUUCCUGGGCGACUAUGUGGACAGAGGGAAACAGUCCCUGGAAACCAUCUGCCUUCUGCUGGCCUACAAGAUCAAAUACCCAGAGAACUUUUUCCUGCUCAGGGGCAACCAUGAGUGUGCUUCCAUCAACCGCAUCUAUGGGUUCUACGAUGAGUGUAAGCGCAGGUUCAACAUUAAGUUGUGGAAGACCUUCACUGACUGUUUUAACUGCCUCCCCAUUGCUGCUAUUAUUGAUGAGAAGAUCUUCUGCUGCCAUGGAGGACUAUCACCUGAUUUGCAGUCAAUGGAGCAGAUUCGCAGGAUCAUGAGACCAACAGACGUGCCUGAUACAGGCUUGUUGUGUGACCUGUUGUGGUCAGACCCAGAUAAAGAUGUACAAGGCUGGGGAGAGAACGACCGCGGGGUCUCCUUUACCUUUGGGGCCGACGUGGUCAGCAAGUUCCUUAACCGGCAUGACCUGGACCUCAUCUGCAGGGCCCAUCAGGUUGUGGAGGAUGGAUACGAGUUCUUUGCCAAACGCCAACUGGUCACACUUUUCUCUGCUCCCAACUACUGCGGGGAGUUUGACAAUGCAGGCGGCAUGAUGAGCGUUGAUGAAUCCCUCAUGUGCUCCUUCCAGAUCCUAAAGCCCUCAGAGAAGAAGGCCAAGUACCAAUAUGGUGGUGUAAAUUCUGGUCGUCCUGUAACUCCACCCCGCACCACCCAAGCCCCCAAAAAGAGGUGAAUGUACAGCGUUGCCUCCCCCCUUCCUUAUCACCCUGUCUAUUCUUGGUCUGCCAACAUGGCAACCCCUGUAACUCCCCUAUGUAGUGAAGAUACAGGGCUUAUUUAAUUGCCCAAAUCUCCUCUUUCGUCCCCACUCACCCACGCCCUCCCCCACUCCACUGACAGCUCUUUUCUUAAUGUGUAUGUGUACAUAAACUUGCUGUGACCAAUCUGUUUUUUUUUGCCUGUUUAUUGGUAUUUUUUGUAUUAUUAACAAAUAAUCUUUUUGGUGGUUUUACCUCCAGUGCUAUUAAUAAAGGUUUCCUGAAGUUCUGUGUUGUGCAAGAAAAUGCCUUCUCUGUGUAGAGGGGCAAGGUUAGAGAGAUUCUUGUUCAGUUUAACUAACACUUAACAUUGGUUGAACAUUGAUUUGCCUUGACCUCUCAAAAAGCAGAGGGAAUCCUUCCAGUGUAUUUAAAUAAGACUGAGAUUUUCUGUGCAAUGCUAAAUCCGUAGAUACAAAUAACAUCUCUCAUAUUUGAGUUUAACAAUUUAAACCCAAUAUAGCAUGUGCAGUGCACUUUGCGGUUGUUUUGCACAAGCACAUUUUAUAUAUUUAACUACUGAAAAAGUGCACCUCCCCAUGAGUGGCCAUGAAUGUGAGGAGACCAGCUUGAAUGAAAUAUAGAGGCUAAAUUGAUGCUGCUGGCACUGGACACGCUCUACCCGCUAACACAACGCCCUCUGGGCAUCGAUUCCUCCACUCUGUUCUGCUUCCCUGUUCCUCGACUCCACACCCACAUAAAAACACACUGCUUCUCACACAGAGCUGGUAUUGACAUUUUCCUGAGUCUGAAUUCUUAUGGGGAAAUUAUCUUGAUGGCAACAAACUAAUCUCUUGAAUUCUAAAGAAUUCUCUUGAUUUAGGUUGAAAUAUUAUUUAGGGUUUAUGCUCAUGAAAAUUUUAUUCCAGCCAAAAGAUUUUGAAUAGUAUGAGACACUUAUGAUCAGUGUUAAAUGAUGUACUAAGAGUGCUUACAGAAUUGUGCUUUACUAAUCUGAGCCUUUAUAUGAAGGGGCAAGUUAGGAUAAGAAAUGUGGAACAGCCCUGUCAGUGUCUUGAUUUGCAGUUUUAAAAAAAAAAGACCAAUUAGUAAAAAUAAAUGCAAAGGAAGUCGCUAAAAUGCUCCACAGUAUUUGAUUAGUUUAGUACUGUGUUUAUUGAGCGUACAGCAGACAAAUAAAAUUAAUAGGAUUGCUUUUGGAGUCUUUGCUGUGAAAUGCUAGCCGUCCUUCUUUUAUGUCAUCCAGUCUAUU
Monopterus albus (swamp eel) is the source of this 2353-nucleotide messenger RNA. RefSeq names its product protein phosphatase 1, catalytic subunit, beta isozyme (gene ppp1cb). Gene Ontology annotation, molecular function: protein serine/threonine phosphatase activity. The record is from RefSeq and is a predicted model, not a curated record. The transcript is spliced from 8 exons. Lineage: Eukaryota; Metazoa; Chordata; Actinopteri; Synbranchiformes; Synbranchidae. Gene Ontology annotation, cellular component: nucleus; cytoplasm. The coding region runs from base 72 to 1055 and encodes 327 amino acids.